This is a messenger RNA of Durio zibethinus, 3253 nucleotides long. Lineage: Eukaryota; Viridiplantae; Streptophyta; Magnoliopsida; Malvales; Malvaceae. The record is from RefSeq and is a predicted model, not a curated record.
ACUACUACUACUACUAUUAGAAGAAAUGUAAAAGGAAACCCACAAUAAAAUAAUUUCCUUGCUAUUUAAAAGCAUCUCCUUUCUCUAACCUCAUAACAAACUCAAUUUCUUGUGACCGGUCACUCAUCCUCUCAACAACGAGAGAAAAAAUACGCACACAAAAACCCUAAAUUUUCCUCCUUCAGAUGACCAAUCAUUAACCAUUCAAAUUUAAUUAUCUCAAAUAAUCAAACUUAACCCCCACGAUAAUGUAUUUCACCUCCGUCGCCGCCACCGGAACGAAGAAAGACCCCAACGGUGGCCAAGCUCUUCUCUUAGGACGCUACGAGAUCGGGAAACUCCUCGGACACGGCACUUUCGCUAAAGUUUACCACGCGCGGAACGUCAAAUCCGGUGACAGCGUAGCCAUCAAAGUACUCGACAAGGAAAAAAUCCUCAAAGGUGGCUUAAUCGCUCACAUCAAGCGCGAAAUCGCCAUCCUCCGCCGCGUCCGCCACCCGAACAUCGUACAACUCUUCGAAGUCAUGGCCACCAAAUCUAAGAUCUACUUCGUUAUGGAAUACGUCCGUGGUGGCGAACUUUUCAAUAAAGUAGCCAAAGGCCGAUUAAAAGAAGUCAUCGCCAGAAAAUACUUCCAGCAAUUGAUCUCGGCUGUCAAUUUCUGUCACGCCCGCGGCGUAUAUCACCGUGACUUGAAGCCCGAGAAUCUACUCCUUGAUGAAAACGGGGAUUUGAAAGUCUCAGAUUUCGGAUUGAGCGCCGUUUCGGAUCAGAUCCGGCAAGACGGUUUGUUUCAUACGUUUUGUGGGACCCCUGCUUACGUGGCACCGGAAGUUUUGGCGAGGAAAGGAUACGAUGCGGCGAAAGUAGAUAUCUGGUCUUGCGGGGUAAUUUUGUUUGUUUUAAUGGCGGGGUAUUUACCGUUUCACGAUCAAAACAUUAUGGCUAUGUAUAAGAAGAUUUACAAGGGUGAGUUUAGGUGUCCGAGAUGGUUUUCACCUGAGUUAAUUCGGUUACUUACGAAGCUUCUGGAUACGAAUCCGGAAACCAGAAUAACGAUUCCUGAAAUCAUGGAGAACCGUUGGUUUAAAAAGGGGUUUAGACAUAUUAAAUUUUACAUUGAAGAUGAUAAAUUUUGCAGUGUUGAGGAGGACGAUGAUGGCGUGGGAUCAUGUUCGGACCAGUCAUCAAUGUCUGAAUCUGAAUCUGAGUUGGAAACUAGGAGGAGAAUUGGUACAUUGCCGAGGCCAGCUAGUUUAAAUGCGUUUGAUCUUAUUUCAUUUUCUCCCGGAUUCAAUUUAUCUGGAUUGUUUGAGGAAGGAGAGGAAGGGUCAAGGUUUUUGUCAGGGGCACCUGUUUCGAAAAUUAUAUCGAAAUUGGAGGAGAUAGCGAAGUUGGUUCGUUUUACAGUGAGGAAAAAGGAUUGUAGAGUGAGUUUGGAGGGUUCUAGAGAAGGGGUGAAAGGGCCAUUGACAAUUGCUGCUGAGAUAUUCGAGUUGACGCCUUCUUUGGUUGUUGUGGAAGUAAAGAAGAAAGGAGGGGACCGAGGAGAAUAUGAAGAGUUUUGUAACAGGGAGUUGAAACCUGGGUUAGAGAAUUUAAUGGUGGAGGAAUCACGAUCUGUUGCAGCUGCUGCGACCGCUGCUUCAUUUUUACCUUCGGAUACGGAGUAGAGAGAGAGGAGGAAGGGAAAAGGGUAAUGUUAUACUUCAUCUCUGUCUACUUUUCUACAGUCCCUCGCGAUAAUAAUUUAAGUCAGGUGAAUAGCUACUUUGAUAGGUUUUAUAUUUUUCUUCACAUCAUUUCUGGGUCAAUUGCCUUUUUUCCAAAGUGUAGGAAGCUUUAAUUAUCAUUAUUCAUUAGCACGCCUAGUUAUGACACAAAUAUACGACUUGAAACUGGCUUUUCCUUUUUUGUCAUUUUCUUCCUGUACAGUUUCAGUUUUUCUUUUUAAUGGACAGCCUUGAAUGAAUGAGAGACAGGUGGAUCAGAAAUGAGUGAAAGCCUGCAUCACUGAUUGAAAAUUCAUUGGAAAUUUUAACCUCUUUUUUAUACGUUUGUUUGAAUUCUGGACACAUCUUUUCUAGCAUUUAUCAAAUGAAAAUGUUGAUUUAGUUUAACAUGUUUUUCUUUUUAACAUUUCGGUUGUUUUCUUAGCCGAAGUCUAUGAAAGAUAUUAAAAAUGUCACAAUUCUAUGGUGCUGUUUUUGUUUUUUCGAGCUAUCUCAAUAAAAGAUCUUUAAGCCUUGAUUUUCCAUUUAAUUGUCUUUUUCGGAUGGAGUUAAAUUUGUUUUUCUUGCAAGCUGUUCGUUGUUGUGUUGUGCCAAUUUGCAUCCUUGAUCAAGUAUCCAUAACUGUAGCUAUAUCGCUGCCUGUCGUGCAAAUAAGUAAUGUCGAUGUGUUCGCCCCGUAAAUUUGAUUUCUCAGUAACUCAGGUUAGUUGAUGAGAAUAUAUAAAAGGAUUCAUAGCAGCCAUGGGAGUUUUGAUGGAAGCAGUCAGGAUUCAGCAAGGCUCAGGCAUGCGUGAGUUCAAGGUGUUUUCAACAACAAGUUAUUGGGGUUACAGAGCAAUGUCGCCAAAGUUUGAUCACUUAGCUUAUGCUGGGGUUUACAGUCCUGCAAUUGAAAGAAGACAUUCAGACCUUUGGCUUAAUAAUUUGCAUAAAGAAAAAAGUGUAGCAGCCAACUUACAGAUAUUCAAAUAUGAACUUUAGUAACAAAUGAGAAGCACUACUAAGUACCAAUUGAUCCAGAUACAAUUUCCAGUCGUGCUCUGUCGGGCCUACUGGGGAAAAUGCUGGCUGCACCUUGGGCCUUGGUCCCUUUGUUUAUUAUGUUUUCUCAUGGAUUGGAGACUUUUUUUUUUAAUUGUUAAAGACAAUUCAAUUCCUUGCCAAAAUUUACGAAGUUUCUUCUUCGAAAGUGGGAAUUCAUCAGCCUGAAGCAGGGGAUUCUUGGAUUGAAUAGGUUGCCGAACUUGCUUCCGGUUUUGCCACUUAUCUUUCCAUGCUGCAGACGACUACUGCCCUGACAAUAAAAUCUGAGGAUUCUGCUUCUAGUGCCGAUCUAAGCUUUUUUAACAUCCUACUAAUGUAUUUGUCUAUACGGAGAAAAUGCAUUUGUGUAGUGUAGCUUCAAAAGCUUAAUUGCUUAAUCUUCCUGACACAAGGAAAUUUGUAGAGAAUUUUGUAGCCGCAGCCCUUACGUUCUAGUUUCAAAUGCUAAACACACCUACCUGGUGCUGCCGGUUCUU